This is a messenger RNA of Paramecium tetraurelia, 696 nucleotides long. RefSeq lists its product as uncharacterized. The transcript has a single exon. The record is from RefSeq and is a predicted model, not a curated record. NCBI's taxonomy places the organism in Eukaryota, Ciliophora, Oligohymenophorea, Peniculida, Parameciidae.
AUGAAAAAGUCAUUAUUGUUAUGUGGCACAUGGGUAACAGGUUAUUUAAUUCAUUCAUGCUCUCCUUACAUCAAAGCAUUGCAAACAACUUAAGAUUUAGAUGAAGAGCACAGUUUCUAGGAAUUCAUUAAAUAGUACAAUUACAGUCAACCAAAAAUAAUUGAUAUGCUUCACAGCUCAAGACAAAAGCAUUUUCUUCACAAUAUGAUAGUAUAAAAUGAAAACGCUUUCAAUUUAUUCAAAGUCUAUCUCUCCAAUAAUUAGAGUAAUCUAAAUGAUGAAAAUGGUCAUCAAUUACAUAUAGUUUUCAAUGCUUCUGAAAAUGUAAAGGGAAACAAUAAUGAUGUUAAUAGUGGUUUAUUGGCAACGAUAAUCGAUAAUGCUUUCGGAUAACUCAGUUUCUUAGCAGCUGGAUUUGUUCCAACAGCGACCGCUAAUCUCUAAGUAGAUUAUAAGAAACCUAUCAAACUAAACGAAGACUACCUCAUAACUUGUGAGGUGUAAAAUAUUCAAGGAAGAAAAGUAUUCCUAAAAGCUGUAGUAUAAGAUAGUCAAAACAACAUAUGCAGUGAAGCAAAUGCGAUAUUUCUCACAGUUAAUUGGGGAGGGAAUCAAUGGAAAAAAAUGGUAUAGCUAUUUUAGAAAACGAGAUUGUUUAAUGAAGGAAUCUAGAAAUUGUUUUAUAAUGAAUAAUGA